GAUGUAAUCAUGUGUGAUGUCAUCAGGUGAUGGAGCACUGCAUCCGGCAGAACAACGCGGUGGACAUCUACCAGGAGUACUUUGAGGACGAGGACGAGUUGGAGGACACCCAGGACCCGCCGUCUGCCAAGACCAUCAACGUCUUUAGAGACCCCAACGAGGUGAAGCGUACCAUCAGUGGUCUGUCGUGGCAUCCUGACGGAGGCAGGAAGUUGGCUGCAGCGUAUUCCUGCCUCCAGUUCCAGAGGAGCUCCAGAGACAUGAGCCUGGACUCCUUCAUCUGGGACAUCGAGAACCCCAACCGUCCUGAAAUGAGUCUGAAGCCUCCGUCAGCCCUGGUCUGUGUGGAGUAUAACCCCAAGGACCCCCACACGCUGGUGGGGGGCAGCUACAAUGGACAGAUUGGUGAGACAG
Molecule: messenger RNA, 414 nt
Organism: Etheostoma cragini (Arkansas darter)
Lineage: Eukaryota; Metazoa; Chordata; Actinopteri; Perciformes; Percidae
Product: dynein intermediate chain 2, axonemal-like
Exons: 3
Biological process (GO): outer dynein arm assembly; cilium movement
Cellular component (GO): outer dynein arm
Molecular function (GO): dynein heavy chain binding; dynein light chain binding
Source: RefSeq, a predicted model, not a curated record